Musca vetustissima is the source of this 582-nucleotide messenger RNA. RefSeq names its product large ribosomal subunit protein P2 (gene RpLP2). The transcript has 2 exons. The coding region runs from base 144 to 485 and encodes 113 amino acids. Lineage: Eukaryota; Metazoa; Arthropoda; Insecta; Diptera; Muscidae. The record is from RefSeq and is a predicted model, not a curated record. Gene Ontology annotation, cellular component: cytosolic large ribosomal subunit; ribosome. Gene Ontology annotation, molecular function: structural constituent of ribosome. Gene Ontology annotation, biological process: cytoplasmic translational elongation.
UUCAAUGGCAUGUGUCAAAAACCGGAACCAACAUGCAAAUGUCAACUAGCUGAGUGAUUUCUUUUCGUUCUAAAUUUUUUAAACGAAAGUUGUGUUUUUUCUUGUGCUGUACACGUUUCGUGUCAAUAACAAAGGCUUAAAAAAUGCGUUACGUGGCUGCAUACAUGUUGGCUGUUCUCGGCGGUUUGGAAAACCCCAAAAAUGCUGAUAUCGAAAAGAUCCUCAGCUCUGUUGGUAUUGAAGCUGACAGUGAACGCUUGACCAAGGUUGUCAGCGAAUUGAAUGGCAAAUCCGUAGAACAAUUGAUCGCCGCCGGUCGCGAGAAAUUGUCCUCCAUGCCUGUUGGUGGUGGUGUUGCCGCUGCUGCUGCUCCAGCUGCUGGUGCCGCUGAAGCAGGUGGCAAGAAGGAAGAGGCCAAGAAAGAAGAAAAGAAGGAGGAAUCCGAAUCUGAAGAUGACGAUAUGGGCUUUGCUCUUUUCGAUUAAAUUCGUUGUACUAGUAGCCAACCACAACUUGAACCAUAUGACAACAAAAACAACAUCAACUGCAUCUAUGGUCAUUAGCGUGCAAAAACUUGUCGAG